AUGAAGAAAUUAGAAGUUUUAUUUUGGGUUUUUUUGCUUAUUGUGUCCGGAACCGAAGCUGUCUGCCCCUAUAACGAACAGGGUCUUGUGGACUGGGAUAACGCGGCGGUGUUAUGGGGUGGGGCGCUUCCAGUGGAAGGGGAGUCGGUUACCAUUAAAACGGGUUUGAAAGUUCGGCUAAAUGUUUCGCCACCCCCUCUAGGUUCCAUCACAAUCGAAAAAGGGGCAGCACUUAUCUGGGGCGAUGUAGCGGACCUGACGUUGAAAGUGAGCUACCUACUCAUACGCGGCAGGUUUGAAAUUGGAAGCGAAACUUGCAGGUUCACAAAGAAAGCCCGCAUCACGUUAACUGGUUUAAGUAACAGUACACUAGAGGUCCCAGGCUUUGGUCGAAAGUUUAUUGGGGUGACGGAAAACGGAACAGUUGAACUUCAUGGUGGAAACAAACUGUCAUGGACCAAACUAAUCCAAACCGUACCAGCUGCCAGAGAGACGUGUGGAAUCUUGUACAAUCACCAGGAGUCUGCAUUUUCGGCUGAAAGUGUCCACGGUAUUCACGCCAUUGUGUUUAAUCCGGAGGGUGAUGUGUACGAUUUCCAGACGUUCUUGACUGGUCACAAGAACUCCAUUGACGCUAUUAAUAAAUUCGACAAAUUUAUCAAAGGUGUCCCGGGUAACAAGGUGCUGUCUGUGUUUGUGAACGGUAGACUGGGUAACAACGUGUUUCCUAAAAGAGACUGGGAGAAGGUCUACACAAGCAUUGAAACGGUUGGCGGUAUGACUACGGGAACCAGUGUACUCAGAGACGUAAACGGGAUGGACGCUUACGCCUUCAUAAUGUUAACAGGUGAUCCGUCAUCGGCGACGGAGGCCCACGAUAAAGAUGAGACUAAGCCGAUCUCGGUGACAAUAGCCAAGACCGGGCUGAACUUCCUGGUGCGAGACGGCAGGAGGACAGAGCUGCUGGUCAUGACGCGUCAAGUCGCUAACCCGAAGAUUGUGUUGCGCGAUGACGUGUCGUCGUGGAAAGUGGGUGAUUCGGUUGUGAUAACAUCGACAGAUUACGAAUGGAGACAGGCUGAGGUUGCACAAAUUGUUUCGUGUUCAAAACCAGAGUGCCAAGCUAACGAAAUUCGGCUAAACAAGCCUUUCCAAUUCCUGCAUUUCGGCGAGAUCACCCAGGGAGUGGACGAGAGGGCCGAGGUGGCUCUCCUCACCAGGGACAUCGUCAUAGAAGGCGAGCUGGAGAAGGAGUGUUACAGCAACUACGACGACGAGGUGCAACUCUGCAAGUUCUUUCACGCCGAUACAUUCGGGGGACAUUUUAAGAUGAUUAGAGGAUUCAAAUCUGCUCAUAUUGAACAAGUCGAGUUCUUUCAAAUGGGACAACAAUCUAAAGUCGGGAGUUACCCAAUCCACUUCCACAUGUGUGAUGACGUCGAUGGCGCCUGGGUGAGGAGCAACAGCAUCCACAACUCCCAGGCUAGGUGUGUCACCAUCCACGGGACGGACGGACUAGAGGUGAAAGACAACGUUUGUUACAAACACAAAGGUCACGGCUUCUUCCUCGAGGACAGCGUGGAGCAGCGUAACAUCCUCGACGGCAACCUCGGUAUCGGCACCGAGCCCGGCACCCACAUCCUGUCGGACAGAAGCAGAAACAUGUGUACAAAAGAAUUAUCGCGGUUUUGCAACGCUCUCUCUACCUUCUGGAUCACUCAUCCCAACAACUACAUCAGAAACAACGUCGCUGCUGGUUCAGAUAAAAAUGGCUUCCAGUUGAUCGUUGCUAAGGAACCGCUUGGUCCAUCCAAGGCGAGACAACUGGUGAGAGGUCUGGUGACCAGACUGAGUGCCAAGUUCACCAAGGUCACGGAGUUCAACAACAACGUUGCUCACUCGAAUGUUAAUAGAGGUCUUUUCUUUGACGAUUUCAUCUCAAACGGAGAGAUGUCUGACGGGGUGAUGGUUCCGGAAAAUGGCGUUCUCGGCGGCUCGUCUCACACGCCCAGAGAUCCUCCUACCAGAAAGGGAAAACUAGUCGUCUCCUACAUACGGAACUUUUUGGCUUACAAGAAUAAAAUCCAAAACAUCUGGUCUAAAGCAGGAAAACUUGUUUUUGAUCACGUGACUCUCGCCGACUCUCCAAGUGGUAUUGAGAUGGCCACAGCCGGUGGUAGCACCUACACCAUGGUAAAUAAUUCCAAGAUUAUCGGAGAAACCGACAACGUGGGUACUCCGACCGAUGGAUUAUCUCGAUCAUACGCGUCAAGAGAUUUGAGAACACCCCUUCAAGGCGUCGGGUACUUCCAAGGACCAGUGUUCGUGAGGAACACUUUCUUUGACAAGUACAAACAUGAAACAAUCAAUGGUGUAUUCAGACCAGCUGGCGCCCUUAGCUUCAAGAAAAACAACCCAUACCCAUCUACUGCCCACAGUGACGUUAAGGGCAUCACGUUUGGAUUCUGUGAUAAGACUCAAGGCAACUGGGUUUUUGACAGUUUCAAUGGUACUCUACCAAAGUUCGGCAACCGUGACGGCAGUAGACAGAUCACCUUUCACGAUCAUGACGGCAGCGUGACAGGAACUCCUAAUACACAGGUGGUCCGACCAAACAGGUUCUUCACCACGCCGUGCUGUGUGUUUAGAGAAACUUGGAAUGACUACGUCUGUCCACACCAGUAUGCAAAGGCCGUGUUUUCUGGAUCUGGCGGCGUUUUAAAAGAUGACAAAAUAAAAGACUACCCCGUCUAUAUGAGGCGAGACGACCGACCGGAUGACGCCCAUGCCAUUAAGGGUGAGCGUGGUCUGCCCUAUUUGUUGAUGAAAGGGAAAUCCUACACCGUCUACUUCAACGGCACAGCUCCAGACAAAUUGAGAAUCAGUGGCCGGAAUCUAGAGACCGGUGAUUCCGUACGUCUUGGGAUAUGCUACCCAAAAGAUGUGCAGAGCAUAGAAAUAUCAACAAACCUAUUGUCAAGGAGAACACCGAUGAGGGCAGUGUCUACUAUAGGAGAUCUCGAUAAUGAUGGAACAUUCCAAGCAUAUUUCUGGGAUAAAGCAUCCGGACUACUGUUCAUCAAGAUGGCGGGUGAUGCUACUCGAGUUGAUGGAGAGAGGUGUCCAGGCGGUAUGUGUCCCAUGUGGACGAUCACGAGAACUGGAGGGAGUGCCGCUACCGCUGACUGUUACGCUGAUGCCUACAGUGGAGCAUACAACAAACCAGAAGACGUGGAAACAGAAUCCUGUAAACCAGCUGAAAAACCUUGUCAGACAUAUACAUCCGAGGAAUAUGGUGUCCCAAUAGAAGUCGGUUCAGAUGUUCCGCAGUUUACGGUCCCUUGUCCACCAGAUUCAGAGCCGAUCAAUGCGGCAUACAAAGGAUGCUUCAAGGAUAACUGGAGGUACAAAGACUUGGCUGAAAAAGAACAGUUACUUUUUAGAUCAAUGACCAGGGACGGCUGUAUUAAGAGAUGCCACAGUCAAGGAUACGCAUAUGCUGCGGUACAGAACGGCUACAGGUGUGUGUGUGGUACAGCGUAUGGCGCAUAUGGUCGGGCUACUGGAGGCUGCACGAAACGAUGUUCAGGCAAUUCUACACAGAUGUGUGGUGGAAAGAUGAAAAACGAUGUCUUUGCUACAGGAAUAGCUCCCCCAGAAGCUUUACCCCAAUGUGGACCAGGCAAAAAUGGCGCCGAGAUUGAUGGGAAAUGCUACUUCCUGUCUACGGAUUAUCGAAGCUAUAUGGAUGCUCAGCGGGCUUGUGUUCACCUUGGUGGUGAACUCGCAAGCAUUAACACAGCCGAUGUCCAGGAAAAGGUUAUAAGGUAUAUUAGGAAUGCAGGAUCAAGAGUAUGGUUCGGUCUUAACAAGGUGCUCGAUGGAAACAACCUAGUCAACGUUGAUGGGUCACAUUUAGGUGGAUUUUCUUACUUCCAACCGGAAUUCGUGAGCAAGGAAAGAGAUAUUUAUGGAUAUAUGAACAUAAACUCGUUGUUCCACUGGUGGAUGACAGGUGGAAAUUCUCGCAGAAAAUAUCUCUGUCAACUGCCCAAAGAUGGAGCGACUCGCACUGUUGAGAGUUGUGGAACAAAUAGCAGUGGCAAGCGACUGGGUAGUGCUGGCACGUGUUAUGCUGUAAUAAAUGACAAACUGAAUUACCAUGACGCCGUGAUGGCCUGCUUGACACGGCACGGCGUGGCUGCACCGAUGGACACUGAAGGCCAAUGGAAAGAUAUCGUUGAACACAUUCAGCUGUUUGGCGCCUCAAAUACUGAUUAUUAUGUUGGCAAGAAAGAACCAUUUGAAGGUGUCUAUACUGAACUGAUAUAUUCAAAGCUUUACAUUUCUGGCCAGUCUCAGUAUAACAGAAGGAAUGGCAUAGUUUGUCAGCUCGAAACGGUCAGUGCGUCAAAACCCUGUUCAACUGAAUGGACGAAAUUUGGUGAUUCCUGUUAUCUUUAUCUUGGAAGAUUUGGAAAUUAUAACAAAGCUGAUAAAUUAUGUAAUCAGGGUGUAAGCAGCAUUGUGACUAUCAAAAACAAAGAGGAAAACCAAUUUGUUGGAGAUCUGGUCAAGAACUUCAAUGUGGAAUGGCAACCUUCGGUUCUUUUAGGAUACAUGUACAACAAGCAAAUUGCCAACUUCCAGACGUCAUCAGGAACAUCAAUGACGUAUGCAAACUGGAAAACUGGUGACGGUGUCGCCAACGUGGCCAGUGGGAACUGCGUGGCAUUGAUGACAUCGAGUUCAAGUUACACAUGGAAGAACCAGAAUUGUAAAAAGGGAAUCACUGCAAUAGUUUGUCAGUCACCGGCUGCAUAAUUUCAAUCCAUGAAUAAUGGUGGUAGAAUUUUAUAAUUUUGUAUUUCAGUAUCUCUUACAUAUAGUUUCCAGUUUGUAUGUAGGGAGUACAGUCAAAUCGGCUAUAAUGGAUAACUAAAUUGACUGAUGUAGUACACAAUAGCCUGUACUAGAUUAUUACUGUAUAGUUUCCAGUUUGUAUGUAGGGAGUACAGUCAAACCAGCUAUAAUGGAUAACUAAAUUGACUGAUGUAGUACACAUUGGCCUGUACUAGAUUAUUACUGUGUAGUUAACCCACCUUUCAAUACUCUCUUUGGUGGCUCCUUAACACAGGUUUGUCUGUAUUAUCUGAUAUCAUAUAUCAAAAAUAGAUACAGGAUAUAUUUACGGAAAUUAUUAUAUGAUGUAUAUGGCAAUUUUGUUUUAGAGAGACAGGAUUUUGGUGUUACUUAAAAAUGGGGUCCAUGGGUUGAGAAUGCUGGAGGUGAACAUCCUUGGAGACUCCACCUGCGUAUCUCAACCAAUUUUUUUUUUUUUUGUUCUAAACGUUUGUUUUUAUUUCAUCCAUCCAGGGAAAUCGGUGUUUAGAAGCCACCUAAGGUAUUAAAAACGGCUGCUUAAUACUAUUAAAUUUGAAGAACAUUAAACUAGCCUUUUAUGGGAAAUGGCUACUUAUAGUCCGUCCCAUCAUUCAAUAAACAUGUUUUUUGCAAAUCAUUUCUGUUUGGUUUGACGUAAGAAGCAAAAGUGUUUUGGAAAUAACAAAAAUACACUAUUUUUGUGAGCUAUUUACAAAUCAAAUUGCUCAGACAAAAAUAACUUAUGGUAAAUACCAUAGUAUGAAAAAGGCGUUCCCAGUGGGACGGACUAUAGUAUCGUGGUGUUUUGAUAAUUACAAGGUUUUUCUGUAAGACUCUUAACUUAUCCAAAGUUGAAUACUUAUCCAAAGUUAAUAUAAAUAUUCAAGUACAGACAAAGAAAUCCAUUAGGUAGCAUACAUGUAUUUAGUGUGUUGAAAUUUACGAAACUGUUGUGUUGUUGUGUAUAUUUUGUUGCUAUGUUUGUUAUACGUUUUGCAAUAUAUAUAUAUAUAAUGUUGGUUACAGUAUAUUGUGUUAAAUGUUGUUAGUGCAAUAAAAACACUGUUACAACUUA
Molecule: messenger RNA, 5959 nt
Organism: Gigantopelta aegis
Lineage: Eukaryota; Metazoa; Mollusca; Gastropoda; Neomphalida; Peltospiridae
Product: cell surface hyaluronidase-like
Exons: 35
Coding region: 1-4824 (1607 amino acids)
Source: RefSeq, a predicted model, not a curated record